AUGUGAGGCACUGUGUACCCGCUUAGCAAUUAUGGUUAAUGGAUCCUUCAAGUGUUUGGGAACCAUUCAGCAUCUUAAGUACAAGUUUGGUGAUGGCUACGUGGUGACCAUGAAGAUCAGGGCAGCCAAGCCCGGGUGUGCUCCAGAUCUGAACGCUGCCGAAGCCUUCAUGGAGAGCACCUUCCCCGGCUGCAUCCAGAGUGAGAAACACUGCAACACUCUACAGUACAAGAUCUCCUCCUCCUCCCUGGGGAGGAUCUUUCAAAUGGUCCUGGCUAACAAAGACGAGCUCAAGAUAGAGGACUACUCGGUGUCACAGACCACUCUUGACCAGGUUUUUGUGAAUUUCGCCAAGCAACAGUCAAGAGAGGACGACAUCAUUGCGUUGCAUCCAAAAGCUGCCGGAGCACAGCGAUAUAUUGAAGCCACGCCCUUCAAGUCUUUGGAGAAGUGAACUUAUCUCACUGAGCACAAUUGGAAGACUUUCUUUGGUUUUCAUUUCCUCUUAGAAGCCGCUGUGUCUAAAGAAUGCGCCCUAUGUAUGUGUGCUUCAAGGACUAAAAGUUAAGUAGAGGAUUCUCUGUCAUCAUGAGGUCCUGCCUAGAGUCAAGCGACUGGUGCAUGAUCAGUUUGGGGAACACAGAAGAUGAAUCGCUUUUCCUUUGGAAGGGGUCUUUGUGGAUCUACUGUGCGGUGUUAAGAUCUGAAAUGCAGUCUGUGAAUGAGGCAGCCCUGUAAAUGGGACAUGACACGUGUCCUGUUUGACCGAUGAUCCGACACGUGGCAAUACUUUGCUUUUCCAGUAAAUGGGGUUAGUGGGCUUUGAAUUUGGAAAGUGUGGAGCAUUUAUGUACCUGCUAUAUGUUCCACGUUCUGCUCACCUUGUAGGCCUUGCAGACUAAAUGAAACGGCUUGAGAUUUAUGAGCAGCACCAUGACUUUGAUUGAUGACAUGUCAAAAAAAGUUAUAUAUCGGGUUUUAAUGGGA
Messenger RNA from Cyclopterus lumpus (lumpfish), 987 nucleotides. RefSeq names its product retinal-specific phospholipid-transporting ATPase ABCA4. Gene Ontology annotation, biological process: transmembrane transport; lipid transport. NCBI's taxonomy places the organism in Eukaryota, Metazoa, Chordata, Actinopteri, Perciformes, Cyclopteridae. The record is from RefSeq and is a predicted model, not a curated record. Bases 32 to 454 code for a protein of 140 amino acids. The transcript has 3 exons. Gene Ontology annotation, cellular component: intracellular membrane-bounded organelle; membrane. Gene Ontology annotation, molecular function: ATPase-coupled intramembrane lipid carrier activity; ABC-type transporter activity.